AUGUCCUCGUCUAGUGGACAUCCACUUAAUAUAUCUGAACAACAGAAAACAGUUUAUAUGUCGGAGGAUAACCCGGGUCCGACUACAAUGUCAAAUAAUACUACUUGUAUUACUAAUCAUGAAGUAUCGAAAGAGCAACAAAUUGUUUAUGGCACGGCUCCAGUAUUAUAUCAACCGUACAGAAUGCCUCAAUCUUAUGUGUGUGUUCAACCUACAGCAAACAGUCAAAUUGUUAAUCAAUAUUCACCAAAUCAUAUAGUAAAUCAACACCAACAUUAUCAGCAACAAGUACCAUUCACUAGUAACGCUCCAUCUGCGUAUGUGCAACAAGCGAUGUUUCAUUCAAACAUGAAUCCGCAACAAGCGAUGUUACAUUCCAACAUGAAUCCACAACAAGCAUUAUUGUCUUCUUAUCAUCCGGGUGUUAAUACUAAUAUUCUGCUUUCUUCAUCAAUGACUAAUCCUAAUAUUUCAUCAACACCAAUAUCUGCUACUACCAAGAGAGGUCGCAAUGACACCAGUGGCGUUUCGGAAUCGAAUGGGCAAGAACGACCGCAAUAUUAUCAGACAACUCGUAUUUUUAAUGCUCGUAAUACACCUAACAAGCGUCAUCGGGGAUUUAAUCAACAGCAAAAAGAAAGUUGGCAACAAAAUCAGUACAAUCAAAACCGGGAAGAACAACGUACCCAUGAUAUUACAGAAGGAAGAAACACCGCAGAAUCAGCAUACGACAAUCAACAACCGUCAAUGGCAGCCUGUCGAUAUGCUACAUCUCGUUUUCCGUUCUCACCGUUCUCGAUAAUCUUCUCGCAACAAGCUCGCGAAAAAAUCGUCAUCGAUGAUCUAAUUAAACAUGCAAGCGAUAAUUGUCAUUUUGAGUUAAAAACUGUUGCUUAUCGACGUGGUCGUUCGGAAAAUAAUGAGUGUCGGAUUCUUAUUUUCGUCGAGAACAGCGAAUCUUUUUCGUUCCUAUACGAACGUAAUAACUGGCCUACAACACUAGCCGGACAAGAAUUUACAACAAAAAGUCCAUCAAUUCCUCCACAGCUAUCGUUAGUUAUUCCGGCUGUCUCAUUACAAAUGGAAUGGGAGGAUUUCGUACAUGAUCUGAAAGAAAAAUACCCGGGCAUAGCAAACAUUAUACGUUUAAAAAAUAAAGCACAACAACCAGUACGAGCAGUUAAACUGGAAUUUUUAUCGGCGAAAGUACGCAAGGAAAUAUUAGAAGCAAAUGAAAUCACGGUCAUGCAUUUAAAACUAAAAGUAGUCGAGUUUUUUACACAUGCCAAUGUAUUGAUUUGCUCAAACUGUUACGGAAUAGGACAUUUUAGAAAGAAUUGUCCUCAGAAAAAUGAAGCAACAUGUAAAACCUGUGGAGAGAAAUGUGCAAACUUAAAGGAUCAUCAAUGUUCCGGAGUGCUAAAAUGUGUUCAUUGUGGUGGACCACAUAUUUCAAACGAUGCAAAAUGUAAAGUAGUACAGGACUAUCGAGUUGCUCUCACUCGUAAUCUUCUUUCAAAAUUGGACUCAGCAAACACAGAAAAUCAUAAUACGGGUCUUAUUUAUAGCAGUAGUAUCCCGUCUGCUAGAACCACUCAGGGUGGAUCCUAUGCUGACAUGGUUAAAACAAUGUCAUCAAACGCAAAUGAAGUAGUCCUAAAAAAACUAGAUAGUGUCUUAACAAAAGUGGAAGAAGAAUCCAAUGUAACCCGUCAAUCCUUAGAAGAAUUUAAACAAGAAAUGAGAAAUAGCUACAAUGAACCGAAACAACAAGUUAUAGAAAUAGAAGAAAAGGUGAAAGAAAUGGAGAAGAAAUUGGUGGAAUUCUCAGGACGGAUUGGUGAGAUUAUGCAGAACAUAUGCACAACUCUAUUGGACCCACCAAGCUCUCAAGGACAACAAUGGAAAUUGUAUUGGCAAGAACAAAUUAAAACAUUGAUUGAAGCCAGGGCAUCGUUAUCAAAAGCAUCGCUAUGA
Rotaria sp. Silwood2 is the source of this 1977-nucleotide messenger RNA. The record is from the annotation of a GenBank genome assembly. Lineage: Eukaryota; Metazoa; Rotifera; Eurotatoria; Philodinida; Philodinidae.